Molecule: messenger RNA, 843 nt
Organism: Anopheles darlingi
Lineage: Eukaryota; Metazoa; Arthropoda; Insecta; Diptera; Culicidae
Product: keratin-associated protein 16-1-like
Exons: 3
Coding region: 1-843 (280 amino acids)
Source: RefSeq, a predicted model, not a curated record
AUGGCCAACAGUGGAGAUCGUGCUGAUUCUUGUCCCCCGUUCGAGACGCUACACCAUUCGAAACCGUACUGUGAACCAACCUGCGUCCAGGAUUGUUCGCAAACGCCGCCUCGUAACCAGUUUCUCAUCUACGAUCCAACGUGCGUCUGCCUGGAAGGAUACGUACGGCACAAAGGAGCGUGUAUACUGAAGCAGCAAUGUCCGCCGUCAGAACACCCACAAGAACCUUGUGAAAUAAAAGUUCAUCGUGCCCCUAGGAUCACGAAGUUACUGUGCCAGCCGAAGCCGAAGCCACCGUGCAGCAAACCAAAGCAAUAUCCACCUUGCCGGACAAUCCUACUUCGUCGGAUCCUAAAGACCAAGCAACCGAAACCGUGCCAAAAUGUAACGGUGCCUCCAUGUAAACCGACGACACCAGUGCCUUGUAAGCCCACGACUAAACUGUAUCUACCACCAACCACUAAGCCACCGCCGCCACCACCAGCACCACCAAAACAAUGCUCGGCCUGCGAACGGUUAGUCGUAGUGGCACCUUGCUGUGAGCCGACCUGCGAGAAUGAUUGCUCCAGCGUAUCCUCCUGCCCAGUGGUGCUUGUCGCAUCGCAACCUACCUGCGCCUGCCAGCCCGGACUUGUUCGACACCAAGGACACUGCAUCGAACCGGCGGCUUGCCCAAGAAGUGUAUCGAGAUAUCAAUUAUACGCGCCCGUCGGUACGGUGUGCGCUCGAUGUUCCGGAAACACGAUCCAGCACGGUCACCAUCCAGCGAUAAUCUCUGCUGUACCAGCGGAAUGUAACGAGGACCACUAUCCUUCGUAUCUGCCGGAAGAUGCUGUGUGCUAG